CUUAGAUAUCAACAUGGGCUGAGUACUCCAGAUCUAAGGCAAACUCUUCCUAACCUGAAAAACUUCAUGGAGCUUGGGCUAAUGGUUAGAUGUGAUCGACACCAUACAUCCAGUGCAAUUCCUGUUCCAAAGAGACAAAGCUCCAGCUUCGGCAGAUUGGAUAUUGGCUUUUCCAGUGGGCUUCCUUCUCCAGAUAAAGGACUCCGAAAACGAGCCAGCACGGGAAAUGAAAGACUACAGUACAAAACUCCUCCUCCUAGUUACAACUCUGCUUUAACACAGCCUGUUGCCAUCACAGCCCAUGUGGGAGAGUUAGAUAAAAAACCUGGAUCGAUAUCUUCCUCAUUGGAUACCUCUAUGGACUCCUCGAAGGGAAAUACCAAGAAAGGCGAGGACUUGUGCGGCGGUUUAAAUGGAGAAAAUGGGAGCCUAAACAGUACCCGAGACCAGCAGGAGUCUUUCCUAGGACAUACUAGUGCAAUAAAUGGGGCGUUUCUGCCCGGUGAGUGCUCUGGCACUGCGAGCAACGAGCAGCCCUGUGAGUUUCAUCCCUCGCUCAGCCCCGUCCUUUGCUGUACCGUGGAGCAAGCAGAGGAGAUCAUGGGGAUGGAAGCAACGGGGUUCAGCACGGCAGACCAGCUAGAAGACUUUAACUCCAUCCCGGUGGAGCACGCCGUGGCCGUGGAGUGCGAUGAACAAGUCCUAGGGGAGUUUGAGGAGUUCUCUCGAAGGAUCUAUGCACUGAAUGAGAACAUGUCCAGCUUCCGCAGACCGCGUAAAAGUUCGGACAAGUGAGCUUGGACAGGGAUUUGAUAGCAGACAUUGAGGUGAAAUCAGUGAUCUGGAAUAGAGAUAAAAUUGCACUUAUUCUUUAUAUUAAUUAUAAAAAAAAUUAAAAAGCUAUUCCUAUGGUGUUAGACAAAUGGACUUGAGCAUGAUAACACAGGAUCAUGGUAUAUUCCCAGCCCAGGUAAAUUUUGAUUCUGCUUCCAGUCCUCUUAUGUCUGGUAUUUAUAAUCUGUUGGAAGUUUUUUUUUUUUAGGCGUUGGAAUCCAUUUAUAAAGGCUUUCCUGGAAA
Molecule: messenger RNA, 1077 nt
Organism: Phaethon lepturus (White-tailed tropicbird)
Lineage: Eukaryota; Metazoa; Chordata; Aves; Phaethontiformes; Phaethontidae
Product: UV radiation resistance-associated gene protein-like
Exons: 2
Source: RefSeq, a predicted model, not a curated record